Messenger RNA from Haliotis rubra (blacklip abalone), 943 nucleotides. RefSeq lists its product as uncharacterized. Gene Ontology annotation, molecular function: cell adhesion molecule binding. Gene Ontology annotation, cellular component: cell-cell junction. Gene Ontology annotation, biological process: cell-cell adhesion. The transcript is spliced from 8 exons. Lineage: Eukaryota; Metazoa; Mollusca; Gastropoda; Lepetellida; Haliotidae. The record is from RefSeq and is a predicted model, not a curated record. Bases 178 to 879 code for a protein of 233 amino acids.
CUGGACCUGCACUGUCUACUCGAGAACUGGAUACAAACGCCUUGGAUCAGACUCAGUUAUGGUGACAGUUCUGUACCACCCAUACAGCUUGACCAUGAGGACCAUUUACGCCCAACGAGGAGACACAGUGAAUCUGAGCAGGUCCGACAUCAGCCUUCCAGCACCACACGUCUUCAGAUGGCGCCAGACCGGUCUGGACUCCGAGUUCGCCGAAUCGACCAAACCACCAGUCAUACCAAAUAUACAGCUGCAUCACUCGGGGGACUAUAUCCUGGAUGUCACAAACAUGUUCCCCUCAGGGCGUUCAUACUCUGGCAUGGAUCUAAUCAAACUGUAUGUGUCAUAUGCCCCUCCAUCAAAUGCGAAAGGGAGGUAUCAGUGGUGGAGGGAAAGUCUCUCGAUUUAGAGUGUGACGUCGAAGCCUACCCAGAUCCACACACCCUGACAUGGUCGCACAGUACAGGAUACAAGAAAGAGGUGUCCAGCAUGACAGAGAAAUACCAUAUUCCUAAGGUCUCUCACUCUGAUGGCGGCCUCUACACCUGUGAGGCCCAGAACAACAUCACCGACCGCGAUGGAAACGUUGACAUUGGCGUUGGAACGUGUACCAUACGGGUAACUGUCCACGACGUCGAAGCUACAACAUUACCAGUUGUUGCUGCCAAUUCACACAAGGGAGGCAACUCUAUGACGACUGUUGUGUAUGUUGUUGGCACGAUCCUUGUCCUGAGUGCUCUCGUUCUUGUCAUUGUUCUCGUGGUGUUGACACUGAAGCGUCUCCAGAUGAAAGGGAAGGGAAAAGAAGACAUGAAGAUGCCUCCUCCCGUCCCUGAAAAUCUCCAAGAAGAGCAUGCCUAUGAAGGACUGACUAUUCGCUGAGGUGUGACGGAAUGCCCCGGGCAGCAUUGCAAGAUUCUUCACAAGCCCAUCCGCUACCUCCCUG